AUGCUUCAAGAAGUAAUUGAUUUUGCAAAUAAUUUCCGGGGAUCUUCUUUAAUGAUAUUACCAUCUAUGUAUUCUAAGGAAAAUGAAUCAACAUCUAAUGAAAUCAGUAAACUUCUAAAUUCUGAAUGUGAAAAAGAAAGAGCAGUUGGAGUGAAAAAAGUUAUUUACUUAAUGUCACAUGGAAUAGAUGUAUCAGAAUAUUUUUUACCCAUUGUUAAAAAUGUUGCAUCUUCUGAUUUAGAAAUACAAAAGCUUAUUUAUAUUUAUAUAACACGUUAUGCAGAAUACGACCCUAACUUAGCUCUUCUUUCUAUUAACACAAUUCAAAAGGGAUUAAAUCACAAAAAUCCUCUCAUUAGGGGGAUGUCAAUUAGAACUUUAUCAGGAAUUCGAGUAACUGCAAUUUCAAAAAUAAUUUUGUUAGAAAUAAAGCGUUGUAUUAUGGAUAUGUCAUUUUAUGUAAGAAAAUCUGCAAUAAUUUCUAUGAUAAAAUGCUACAGAUUGGAUCCUUCAUGUAUUUCUACAGUAAUAGAAUAUCUUUCACUUCUUUUCAAUGAUAAAUCUCACAUGGUAUUCGGCUCAGCUCUUUUUGCUUUUCAGGAAAUAUGCCCCGAAAGAUUAGAUCUUAUACAUCCACAUUACCGUAGAAUCUGUAGAACUCUUCAUGAAUUGAAUGAAUGGGAUCAAACGAUCGUAUUAAAUAUUCUUUUAGUUUAUGCUCGGAAAUGUUUUUUAAUACCAGAUAAUGUAGCAUGUCAUGAUCAUAAUUUAAAUAAAGAAGAAAAGUUUUAUUCUAGCGAUGAAUCUGAUCAAAAAACACCAAAAUUAAAAAAUAAUACUCUUAAUGAAGAUUUUAACUUACUCUUAACAAGUGUUGUCCCAUUACUUAAAAGCAGAAAUAACUCAGUUGUAAUGGCGGCUUGCAAAAUAUUAUAUCAUAUUGGAUCUUUAACAAAAUUACAUGAACUUGUAAAACCAUUAAUUCGACUAUUAAAAGGAACACCGGAUAUCCAAUAUAUUGCAUUAACUAACAUUGUAGCAAUUUCUAUUAAAUAUCCUACAGUUUUUUCUUCAUUUUAUAAGCAUUUUUUUAUUUAUCCAUCUGAUUCUGAAAAGAUAUGGAAGUUAAAAUUUGAAAUUCUCUCUCUAAUUGCAACAAAAGAAAAUGUAAUAAAUAUUUUGAAAGAACUUAAGUGGCAUACAAAAAGCUUGAAUCCAAAUAUAGUAUCUAAUGCAAUAAAAUCUAUCGGAUAUUGUGCAAUUAAUCACUGUUUUAUUUCAGAAUUAUGUCUUCAAAGUCUCAUGACUAAUAUUAAUAGUUCUAAUGAUGUAUUAGUAGAAGAAUCUGUAUCUGUAAUAUCUCAAUUGAUACAACUUAAUCCAAAAGAUCAUUUACAUUAUAUAGAGCAACUUGUCUUAUAUUAUGAUUCCAUUUGUAUAGCAUCAGUCAGGACAUCUAUAAUUUAUCUUGUAUCGGAAAAUAUUUUUAGUCUUCCAAAAUUAUCAUUAGAUAUGUUAAGAAUUCUUGCAAAAUCAUUUUCACAACAAGAAGAAGUUGUAAAAAACCAAAUUCUUAUUUUUGCAACAAAACUAUAUAUUAUAUAUAAUUCAGAUUGUUUCAAAAAGAAGUCAGAUGAUUUUUUAACUGCUUUUCUAGAAAAAUUAGAUAUAUCAUCUAAUUCAAAUAACAAUAAUACUUUUUCAGAUUUAAUAUUAGAAGAAAAUGAAAUUUUAACUAAAAAUAUUGCAAUAUAUAACAAUUCAUCAAACAAACAAAUCGUUACAAAACUUUACGAUUAUAUUAUGUUGUUAUCUCGAUAUGACUUUUCAUUUGAUAUUCGCGAUAGAACACGUUUAUAUAAAUUUUUAACACUUAACCCUACUAGUUUAUUUUCACAAAGAAUUAUUUUUUCUUUAAGGCCAAAUACAAAAAUAAUAACAAAUUCUAUGGGCAGAGAAGCAUAUACACUAGGAAGUUCGUCCCUUACACUUCUUAAAACAAUAAAAGGAUAUAACAAUUUACCCAAUUGGUUAAAUGAUAUUACUCAAUUACCAAAUUCAGAUUUAAGGGAAGAAAAGUUUAAUGAAGAUACUAACUGUAACUUUUUAAAAAAUUCUACAUCAAAAAAAACCGAAAAUAGUUCAAUUCUGUUAAAUUUAAAAACAUUUGAAGCACAAAGAUUAGAUAAUUUUUAUAAGUCAAACACUGAUAGUGAAAAUACGGAUUCCGAUCAUACAAUAGAUUUUGAAACUGAUUUUAAUUAUGAAAAAAGCACAGAUAGUGAAAAUAUUGAAAAAGAAAUAAGUUCAGAAAACGAGGAUAUUAACUCUGAUAAAGCUAUUCCACUUUUGUGA
This is a messenger RNA of Pneumocystis jirovecii RU7, 2355 nucleotides long. RefSeq lists its product as uncharacterized. The coding region runs from base 1 to 2355 and encodes 784 amino acids. Lineage: Eukaryota; Fungi; Ascomycota; Pneumocystomycetes; Pneumocystales; Pneumocystaceae. Gene Ontology annotation, biological process: vesicle-mediated transport; intracellular protein transport. The transcript has 8 exons. The record is from RefSeq and is a predicted model, not a curated record. Gene Ontology annotation, cellular component: membrane coat. Gene Ontology annotation, molecular function: clathrin binding.